AGCUGGAGCCUCACGUGACUAGCUCCGAAGCUAAAGCUAACCCAGGCUAACCCAGGCUAACCCAGGCUAACUGCGCCAAAACGAACUGCACACAGCCCCGCAGUGUGCGCCACAGUGACCAUGGAACAAGUGAAACUGGAGGAGGAGACGGAGGAGCGCGGGGGAGCGGAGGAGCGCGGAGGAGCGGAGGAGCACGGCCCGGGUGUUAAAGAGGAGCCAGAGGAGCCAGAGCCGUGCAUCAAACAAGAGCCGCAAGACUUCCCUCUUCACACAGUCACUGCCAAAACUGAAGAUGAUGAGGAUGAUGAAGACACCGACCACUCAGAAGACUAUAGUCCAGAACAGGCUCCGACCAAAAGAACCUACGCACUAAUACCUCCUGAUAUAAACAGACCACACAGCUGUUCAGACCAGAGACCACACAGCUGUUCAGACCAGAGACCACACAGCUGUUCAGACCAGAGACCACACAGCUGUUCAGACCAGAGACCUCACAGCUGUUCAGACCAGAGACCACACAGCUGUUCAGACCAGAGACCACACAGCUGUUCAGACCAGAGACCACACAGCUGUUCAGACCAGAGACCACACAGCUGUUCAGACCAGAGACCUCACAGCUGUUCAGAGUGUGGGAAGACGUUCAGGUGGAAAGCUGAGCUGAAGCGUCACAUGUUGGUUCACUCAGAGGAGAGACCUUACAGGUGUUCAUUCUGUGAGACGUGCUUCAAACAUAAACCUGCUUUUGUUCGACACCAGCGAUUUCAACAUCACGUGUGCCCCGUCUGUGAGGAGCGUUUCCCCAACAACAUGACGCUAAACGGACACAUGAAAGCUCACGUGGAGGACGGGACUGUGGACGGCACGCUUCUCAAGUCUCACCAAUGCUCAGAGUGCAGCAAAGGCUUCACAAACGUCUCCGAUUUAAAAAGACACAUGUUGGUUCACACAGGAGAGAGACCUUACAGGUGUACAGUUUGUGAGAAAGGUUUUAAACAGAAUUCUCAACUGGAUCGACAUCUGUGGCUGCAGCAUCACAUCUGCCUCGUUUGUGAGCAAAGUUUCACAGACAAAAGUCUCCUAAACCAACAUCUCAAGACUCAUGUGGAGGAAGGGACUCUGGAUCCGGACUCGUAUCUGAUCGACGACACGCCGUUCAGCUGCUCAGACUGCGGGAAGAGGUUUCCCCGGAACACAGACUUAAAGACGCACAUGUUGGUUCACUCGGGAGAGAGGCCGCACAAAUGCUCCUUUUGUGAGAAAAACUUUAAACAUAAACCCGGUUUGUCUCAGCACCUGCGGCACCGGCACCACCUCUGCCCCCUGUGCCGCCAACAGUCGCCAAACAAGUCCCACCUGAACGCUCAUCUGAAGGUUCACGUGGAGGAGGGAGCCCUGGGUCCUGCUGCGCUCAGGUCCUACAGCUGUUCAGAGUGUGGCAAAGAGUUUGGAGAGAGGUCACAUUUACGUGUGCACAUGAUGAGCCACAGCGGCGAGAGGCCGCACUCGUGUCCUGAGUGUGGGCGGGGCUUUCAGAACAAACAGGGUCUAAAAACUCACCUCAUGAUUCACAAUGACGAGCGGCCGCACAAAUGCCCGUUCUGCGCCAAAGGAUACCGCGAUAAAAGCGGCCUCCAAAAACACACAAGGCUUCACUCAGGAGAGAAACCGUACAUCUGCUCCGUUUGCACCAAAGCUUUUCGAUUAAAGGCCAGUCUGAAAUCGCACCUGCGCAUUCACACGGGAGAGAGACCUUUCAGCUGUUUGGUCUGUGACAAACGUUUCAAACACAGCUCCAGUCUGAUCCAGCACCUGAGGGCGGUCCAUCACACCUGCGCAGUGUGUAAGGCGCGAUUCACCGACAAAGAGAGUCUGAAAGAUCAUCUGAGGAGUCACGCAGAGGACGGGGGACGCCACGAGUGAUGUGACGGAUCAUCUGAGGAGUCACGCAGAGGACGGGGGACGCCACGAGUGAUGUGACGGAUCAUCUGAGGAGUCACGCAGAGGACGGGGGACGCCACGAGUGAUGUGACGGAUCAUCUGAGGAGUCACGCAGAGGACGGGGGACGCCACGAGUGAUGUGACGGAUCAUCUGAGGAGUCACGCAGAGGACGGGGGACGCCACGAGUGAUGUGACGGAUCAUCUGAGGAGUCAUGCAGAUGGUCAGCAGUAUGAGUCUGUACGAGGCCCAAACCUGUUGUUUGAUUAAUGGGCUGCAGCUGAUUGUGUUGUGAUGUUGCUGUCGGGGGAGUGGCCUGUGUCGGGGGAGUGGCCUGUGUCGGGGGAGUGGCCUGUGUCGGGGGAGUGGCCUGUGUCGGGGGAGUGGCCUGUGUCGGGGGAGUGGCCUGUGCCUCUUUUUUCUUUUUCAAACCUUAAAUAUUGUGGUGUAAUGUUUAAAUGUUUGGACAUUUGUUUCAUUUGUGAUUCAGAUCAAACUGUUCUGUUUACUCACCUGAAUGCAGUAUUCAGUGUUCUGUCACUUUAAGCAGUACUUCAACACUACUUCAACACUACUUCAACACUACUUCAACACUACUUCAACAGUACUUUUGCAUUGUUGCUCUGUCCUGUGUAUUUUAUAAAUAUUCAGUUUAUUUGUACC
Messenger RNA from Periophthalmus magnuspinnatus, 2600 nucleotides. RefSeq names its product gastrula zinc finger protein XlCGF57.1-like. The transcript has 2 exons. Gene Ontology annotation, biological process: regulation of transcription by RNA polymerase II. The record is from RefSeq and is a predicted model, not a curated record. Gene Ontology annotation, molecular function: RNA polymerase II cis-regulatory region sequence-specific DNA binding; DNA-binding transcription factor activity. Bases 121 to 1920 code for a protein of 599 amino acids. Lineage: Eukaryota; Metazoa; Chordata; Actinopteri; Gobiiformes; Gobiidae.